CGGCCAACGUUGCUCGCGAGAUCGUCCGGAGACGUUCCCGCCAUUUCUCUUCCUUUUCUUCUUCUUCUUCUCCGAUCGUCCUUCCAAGACUGUGGUCUACUUCCUUUUCUUCUUCCGUCUUGUUUUUUUCCUUAUCGAGAAAGAGAGAUGACGAUCACGGCGUUGCUGGUUCUGAGAUCGGAGGCGGCCUCGGCGACGGAGCCGGUGAUCCUUGCGAGCGCGAUGGAGAUCAAGCAAUUCGGGUACUACCAGAGGAUUGGAGCCAAAGAGGCCAUCUUAUCGGUUUCUCGGAAGCUGGCCAAGGCCACCCAUCCUUCACAGCAGAAUUCCACUCAGCACGACGAACACAAGGUACACUAUUGCAUCCGAGAUGGUCUCUUUGACGUGAUAUUUGUUGAUGAGCAUUACCCAGUGAAGACGGCGUUUGGCAUUCUGAACAAGGUACUAGAUGAAUAUCAGAAGGCUUUUGGGGAUUCUUGGAAGACAGUGCAGAUUGAUGCCAAUCAGUCGUGGCCUUUUCUAACUGAAGUUCUUUCAAAGUUUCAGGAUGCUGCUGAGGCUGACAUGAUUAUGACAACUCAGUGGGCUUUAGAUGAAACCAGAAUUGCUAUUAAGUCGGACGAAGCAAAGGGACAACUUCAGUAUUUGGCUGAAGAUGAUAAUGAAGAACUUACAACUUCAACAUCCAUUUCAGAAACCAUCAAACGCAGGAAAUUAACUGAAAAUGAUGUAGGAGAGGGUACAGGUGCUGCAGAGGAAGAUGACGCACAGGACAGGAAUACGCUGGGUUCAGAAGAAAUGGAAAAACAAAUCGAUCUCAUUGUCGAAAAGAUUGAAAGAUUUACUGAACAAGUCUCGGAGGUCCUAGAAGCAGGAAAAGCUAUGUACAAAGAAUUGAGCAAUGAUUUUGAGGAGCGUGUAAUAGCGUCAGAUUCAUCAGCAGCAGGUAGAGGCAUGGCAGGAGGAGAUAAAAGAGCUGCGCCUGCUUGAUGGAGUCAAUGAAGAAGACGUUCAACGCCUUCAGAAUGCAAUAUAUCUCCUUCACUCCUUCAGUAAGGCCCAGUGAGCCGACUCUCCAAAUAAUUUCCAUCGAACCAGUGCCUCCUGUCCAACCGUGUGGGGGAAGUGCAGACCCCUUUUCUUACUUUGCACGGGUUACAAGCAAAUGGUGAUGCGUGGAGAGAUGAAGAUUCUUAGAGAACCGCAAUCAGAAGGUAUUCGAUCAUCUUUCUCUUUUCUCUCCCACUCAUAAUUGGAGGCAUCCUUCGGAUGGAUCAAGGAUGCCUUCAAGAAAACAAAUUCAUGAAACAAUGAGGCUGCACUAUUUGUGAAGGCCUUCUGUUAUCUGGGGUAUGUUUCUCUCGGAGAGAGAGAGAGAGAGAGAGAGAGAGAGAGAUGGUGACAAAUUCAUGAAACAAUGAGGCUGCACUAUUUGUGAA
Molecule: messenger RNA, 1439 nt
Organism: Nymphaea colorata (pocket water lily)
Lineage: Eukaryota; Viridiplantae; Streptophyta; Magnoliopsida; Nymphaeales; Nymphaeaceae
Product: VAMP-like protein YKT61
Exons: 8
Coding region: 148-990 (280 amino acids)
Biological process (GO): endoplasmic reticulum to Golgi vesicle-mediated transport
Cellular component (GO): Golgi apparatus
Molecular function (GO): SNAP receptor activity
Source: RefSeq, a predicted model, not a curated record